AUGGAGACUGACCCUCGCAGCAUUUCCUUCGACCAUAACCACCAUUACCAUGGGCUGGAACCGGGUUUCUACACAGCAGAAAAGCUGCGCUAUGCCUCCGCCAGACAUGUGCAUAUGACUAGUAGGAGGUACUUUGUCGGCCCCAUUCCCAAGGGUUGGCUGCAGAAUCACCGCAAAUCCUGGUACAGAUCGAGACUCAAUUUCAAAAACUACUCCUCGAAGACGGUAACUUUCUCGGCCGAACCAGAUAUAGCACACUAUUCGGACAGUCCGGAUCGGAGUGGACAGGAGGAUUCGCAGCGCGAGCAGGAGGAUGUUUAUCCGGUCGAUACAAUGGGGAGCGAAGGGACGGACCUGGAGCAGGAGAAUGAAACUAGUGACCAAGAUUCGAUCCAAGGACGGGCUGGUCUCCAGGCUUUGGAUUACCCUUUGGAUGAGGGAACUGAAAUUCCUCCCGCCCCAGGACCGGAUACUCAAGAUCGCCCCGAUUCGCGCAAAAGUGAGGACAGCGUUGACCCUGGGAGUAGGAUGGGCGAGGGCGGCGCAUCCUUCGUGACGGCCAGAGAACGUGGCCCCAGCUCGGCGUCUACUACUAAGCCUUUGUCUUCCGGCGGACCUAGCAGUAAAGUGGACCAGGAACAGACUCUAUUGAAGCCAAGUGCUCCCGAUUCCAAUGCGGAUGAGGCCAGUCAGUCAAGCCCCGUGGUUCUUCCGAGUGAAGUCGGAUCCGAGACUCCGUUACUGAGACACGAUUCGUCGGCCAAAGGGAAAGGAAAAGCCAGGCUCCCACAGGCGCCAUCAUCGAUGAACCUGGAACAGCAGGAGCCUCAAAGUGAAAGUACCGAAGGAGAGGAACACCUUGAGAGAAAGCGACAUUCAUCCCAAAACCCUCUAAAUAAGAUCUCAAACAAAGCGGCCAAGCACAACCUGGAUGACAACCUCCUGGAUAAACAACAACGGUUUCAGUCCCGGCUUUCAAGAACCCGUGGCAAGAUUUCGAGCAAAGUACCAACCCGGCGAAAGUAUCAAGACGGCGAGAUCAUCAAGACGGAGCGAAUGCUUGUGCGAGUCGAAGAGACCAGGCAGGACAACCUCCCACAUGACUUUUCGGAGCACGAUAGCAUGAGAAUGGAGACGAGGGUUGUGGAUAAUUGGCGAGAAUACCUCGUGGUUUGCCGAGCCGCCGCGGACCCUGCUGCACCUUUCUCCCUCCAGAUGUACAAGACACACGUCAUUCCAAAGAUACAGAAAAAGGGCAGUCGGAUCUCUCCUCAUCACGAAGUAACAUUGGGCCCAAAGAAAACCAAGGUCAACCUAUAUUCUUCGCUGGAUAAGUCAAUCGUCAUCUGGGGUCCCUGCAAAUACGGCACGAAGAUCUACAUUAUUCGGCCCAAAUCUACGGCGCACGCGGUUGAGUGGUAUACUUCAAUCUUCCAGGCACUCGGAUGGCAGCGGCCUGCGUCGCUUUCAAUCAAUGUCCCUGACUUGGGCGUGGCUCUCAUAUUCCGAAAUCCAUUCGAGGAACAGGAAAAAAAGGCCGAGCACAAGACGCAAAAACAUGACCUUCUUGCUCGGUGUGAAGUAGAGGAGAAGUUCGCCGCCAUAGCCAUCGUGCGUGAAUGCAUGGGAAUGCUCGAAAAUCGCGCUGAGUGGUCCGAUGUGCUGCAUAGGUGGUCGAAAACAGAAAAGAUGGGUCUUGCUUGGAAACGGUACGAUCGUUUGGAGUGGAUAUAUGGCAUCAACGAGGAAAAGAUGUACGGUUCACUUGCAAUGCAGAACACCCACGAACUUGAGCUACGACCAAGGCAGCACUACCAUACCUUUGUUCCUCAUGGAGACACCAAGAUUGAAGAGCCGGAGCCUGUGGAAGGAUUCCUGGUUCGUCUAACAUCGCAGAAGGGAGUUCAGCAACGGAUGAACAAGAUGUUUUUUAAACGCCUUUACUUCUUCUGCCAGGACCACUACUUGUUUUUCUGCAGGCCAGCAAAAUCUCUGCCACCAGCUCCUCCCCGACUUUGCCGAAACGAUUCCAACAUACCAUCGACUCAAGAUAUACUUGACGAAAUGCCUUUGUCAUACGAAAUUGAUCCAUACCCAUACGAAGAUGGGGAUAUUACCUGGCUCUCUAGUGGCAACAGAGAACAUAUCAAGAAACACGACGAAGAAGCAUAUGCGCAACUACGACGUGUUCAUCACAAUCUCGGCAAUUCAGACGGUUACAUUGAUCUUUGCCGAGUACUGGAAGUGCGUAAUGUGCGACGUGACAGUUGCCCGGCGGAUCCCAACAUCCAAGAAGGACCGGACGUUCCGUUCAACCCAGAGGCCCGGGACACCCGCACCGACGACGGAGACACCCAACAGUUCGAGGAUGAUCGGACCUUCGAGAUGCAGAUGGACAACGGGCUCGUUGUUCGCCUUCAGGCGUAUAAUGAAGCCACAAAGGAUGAUUGGGUGAAGCGGCUCAACGCCCUGGUGGAAUACUGGAAAACGAGGACUGCGGCAGACGCGGCGGAGAUCAAGGACAUUCGACGACGAAAUGUUGAGAUCUUGGGUAUCGAUGAGGAACUGGAAUCGACGAUCGGGCUGAUCGCCAAAAAGUGGGAGGUCAAAAAGGCCGAAGCAUCUCCACAUCUGCACAACAUGUGUUCUCUGUCUGGAUGUCGAGCAAUCAAGAUGUCCGGACAACUCUUUCGAAAGCCCCGGCGACACUCAACAUUCAAGCGUUGCGACGUUGUUCUCACCGACGGGAAACUACUGAUUUUCCGCAGCUCCCUGCGAAAACGCAACGGGGUCGAAAUCCCUCACAUUCACUCCAGCAUUGAAACCACAAUCGACCUCACCGACUGCUAUAUAUACUCGGGCUUGCUGGCCGAGUCUGACCUCUUAUACGCCAAUCAAACUUUCGACAGCAACAACCCAGGCCACCGCACGCUCCCCCGGGCAUAUCUCUCAACAGACCUGUACACGAGCACGGACCAGGAUACCGCCAUCACCUUCGUUGUCUGGCAGCCGUUGCGCAAGAACCUGUUCCGGGCCAUCGAAGGGAAACGCGGCCAAACCAGGCAGACCCUGAAGCAGGUGCCGAAGCUGGGAGUGCAUGGACGGACGGUCGUCUUCAAGGCACGCAGUCGAGUCGAGAAAGACCGCUGGGUAUUGAGCAUCGCGUCUGAAAUCGACCGAUUGCAGGAACAGACACCCGAGGAUAUUCGACUUGUUUGA
Aspergillus steynii IBT 23096 is the source of this 3219-nucleotide messenger RNA. RefSeq names its product PH domain protein. NCBI's taxonomy places the organism in Eukaryota, Fungi, Ascomycota, Eurotiomycetes, Eurotiales, Aspergillaceae. Gene Ontology annotation, cellular component: prospore membrane. Gene Ontology annotation, biological process: ascospore-type prospore membrane formation; protein localization to prospore membrane. The record is from RefSeq and is a predicted model, not a curated record. The transcript has 3 exons. Bases 1 to 3219 code for a protein of 1072 amino acids.